UUCUCUCGUACUUCCUUACUCACAUCUUUCCUUGAGUCUGUCUGCAGCUUGUCAAGCAACGCUCCUACAUUGACUCAUCAUCAUCGGCUUAUUUAAGUACUUCAUUAUUUUUCCUAUUAUAAUAAAAUGGAGAACCAUCCUGCUUCAUCGGACGGUUGGGAAAUCCUCAUCAGCCAAGUCGCAAGUCUCGCAGGGCCAGGCAAUACCGCAGAGCCUGCUCCUUUAGCUGAUCCUUCCGCCCGUCGCACACCUGUCGCUGGAGGCAACCUUACCACCGCCCCCCUUAACGCGGAUGAAGAUACUGAGGACCAAGUAACGAACACGGAGCCAUCACAGGCUACCCUCCAGCACCAACCACAGUACUCGCCACAGGCGCAAGGCCCCGUGGCCUCGGAUGUCAGAAUCGGACCACUGAGCAUGAUGGAGCCCGUGCUGCCUGAGGUUGUUGCGUUGAACGCAAUGUAUGAGUACCAGCGUAGUGGACGAGUAAACCCCCCAGAAGCAGAGGGAACCAAUGUCAGUAGCCCUCCAACGGGCUCCAAUGUCUAUGCCUACAACUCCCUCUACAACCUCGGACGAAAGUUCCUUACUCUGGAACAAGUAGAGCACUCCAGACAGUUGAUUCUGGAAGGAAUCGACACGCGCCUGUUCAUGGUAGAUCGGAACGAGAUCUAUGAGGUUGUGAGCAAUGAAGUGAGUGGGAAGGUAAGAUGUAUCAUCCGAGCGCGCCUGGUCGUUAGAUACCAGAUGAUGGGCUGGUGGACGGAGGCCGGCGAGCCCUACGCCGUGCAGGGCCGCCACAUUGUUGACCUUCUGGGUCACUUGAAUCAACGCAAGGCCCUCAUGAUGCAGGGUGUUGCUGCCCAGCACCCUCAAGAGUCGCAGCCAGAGCAGCAACAACCGGAUUUCCUGGACCCCACCGGAAUCGCACAGGUUCUCGACCAGAUUCCCCAGCAGCUCCCCGAGAACCCUGAGCAACCCGCCGAGGGCGUCGAGCAGGUCGACGAAGACUGGUUCGAACAAUUCAUAAUGAGCUCAUAAGCUGGACGCCUGCCUCCCCACCUACCUAACUGGUGGCAUUAUUGCGCUUGCCCAUAUUCGCAAGCCCCUACCUACCGACUAAGCCGACUACACAACACCUCUACCUUUCGCUCGACACAUUUUUUCCUUUCCCUUUUUAACACUGAAGACCUUCGGGUCGAUUCGAUAUUUUUAAUCGCCAUCACGAAUGGCGAAUAUGGCCGCGGUUGUUCCGCAUGGAGUUACCGGAUAAGGGGCCGCCUGGGGGGGGGGGGGGGGGGCGGAUGGAUAGGCGUUAUGGGGGAUAAUGAGAUACCCGGACUGCAUUUGUUUUUGCUUUUGCGUCUUCGGCGUUAAUGG
Molecule: messenger RNA, 1380 nt
Organism: Hypoxylon fragiforme
Lineage: Eukaryota; Fungi; Ascomycota; Sordariomycetes; Xylariales; Hypoxylaceae
Exons: 2
Coding region: 127-1041 (304 amino acids)
Source: RefSeq, a predicted model, not a curated record